Molecule: messenger RNA, 2167 nt
Organism: Hemicordylus capensis (graceful crag lizard)
Lineage: Eukaryota; Metazoa; Chordata; Lepidosauria; Squamata; Cordylidae
Product: transmembrane protease serine 9-like
Exons: 12
Coding region: 7-1755 (582 amino acids)
Biological process (GO): proteolysis
Molecular function (GO): serine-type endopeptidase activity
Source: RefSeq, a predicted model, not a curated record
GGUGGGAUGAUGCCAUGCCCACCCCUCUUGCUGACUAUGUGCCUGCUGCAGCUCACCAUGUUACAAGGUGCUGCCACCUCAGGCGCAGAUUGUGGGCAACCAAAGAUCUCUACACUAAUUGUCGGGGGGAAUCCUGCCUUUGAUGGGGAAUGGCCCUGGCAGGUCAGCAUUUCACUUGAGGGCACGCACAUCUGUGGAGGCUCGCUCAUAAGUGAUCAGUGGGUGUUAUCGGCAGCACACUGCUUCCCUAUAGAUAAAGACCAAUAUAAUGUGAUGCUGGGUGUCUAUGAGCUUUCGAACCCCUCAAGCAAUGUGAUGGUCUCCUCUGUGGAUGGCAUUAUCCCUCACCCUGACUUUGACUACUCUGUUGAUGGCUCCAGUGGGGAUAUUGCAUUGGUGAAGCUGAAGUCAUCGCUGAAUUUCACCGACUACAUCCUCCCCGUCUGCCUGCCAGAAUUCUCGACACAGUUCCCCCCAUUCAAAAACGGUUGGGUUACUGGGUGGGGAGAUACUGACAAUGGAGUGGAACUGCUGCCUCCCAAAAGCCUUCAGGAACUGCAGGUGCCUCUCAUAGACCGAGACGACUGCAAUGAGCUCUUUAACUUUAAUCUGCCGGAAAACCUGGACCUUAAUCCCAUCAAGCCUGAUAUGUUCUGCGCUGGUAAAGCAGAAGGCGGGAUAGAUGCCUGCCAGGGUGAUUCCGGAGGACCCUUGGUUUGUGAAAGUGGAGGAGUUUGGACCCAGGUUGGGAUUGUGAGUUGGGGAGAGCAAUGUGCUCAGCCCAGCUUCCCUGGUGUCUACACCUUAGUGUCUUACUAUGCUGAUUGGAUCCAGAUUGGAUUUCUUGAGCAACCUGCAAAGCAUGCCUUGGUGCAUUGCGAGGCAUGUGCUGCCACCUCAGAUGCAGAUUGUGGGCAACCAAAGAUCUCUACACGAAUUGUCGGGGGGAAUCCUGCCUUUGACGGGGAAUGGCCCUGGCAGGUCAGCAUUUCAUUUGAUGGCACGCACAAUUGUGGAGGUUCACUCAUAAAUGAUCAGUGGGUGUUAUCAGCAGCACACUGCUUCCCUGUGAACAGAGAUAAAGACCAAUAUGCUGUGAAGCUGGGUGUCUAUGAGCUUUCGAACCCCACAAGCAAUGUGAUGGUCUCCUAUGUGGAUGACAUUAUCCCUCACCCUGACUUCGACUACACUGUUGAUGGCGGCUCCAGCGGGGAUAUUGCAUUGGUGAAGCUGAAGUCAUCGCUGAAUUUCACCGACUACAUCCUCCCCGUCUGCCUGCCAGAGUUCUCGACACAGUUUCCCACAUUCACAAACUGUUGGGUUACUGGGUGGGGAGAUACUGACAAUGGAGAGCCACUGCCGUCUCCCCAAAGCCUUCAGGAACUGCAAGUGCCUCUCAUAGACCGCAACACCUGCAAUGAGCUCUUUAACAUUAAUCUGCCACACGGCCUAGACCUCAAUCCCAUCAAGCCUGAUAUGUUCUGCGCUGGUAAAGCAGAAGGCGGGAUAGAUGCCUGCCAGGGCGACUCUGGAGGACCCUUGGUUUGUGAAAGUGGAGGAGUCUGGACCCAGGUUGGGAUUGUGAGUUGGGGAGAGCAAUGUGCUCAGCCCAACUUCCCUGGUGUCUACACCUUAGUGUCUUACUAUGCUGACUGGAUCCAGGCCAACACAGUCUCUUCAGAGGGCAGAAAUAGUGGACUGCGCUCCAUCCUCACGGUGUCACUACUGAUGUCUUUUACACUGACCCUGCCAUGAGAUACUCAUCCACCUACCCCUUCAGCCUGCCAACUCACCAGAUGCCCUACCAUUAUGUAGGAUGCUGAUUGGGCUCAAAUAUGUCCCAAAUCACCAAAUGCAGCAGGGCGUUGUUUCAAGGGACCUUACCCCACUUCUGUCUGAUAACCAUGUAAAUGGGUUUCACAACCUUUCAGUAGUGAUUUAAAUGCUGGGAUUUGCCCUAAAGAAGCCAGGCAAUGGUCCCAGAGAUGAUGCUGAGAAAUCCCCAUCCAAUCAUGGACUGGGGUUGGGAGCCACGGUGCUCUCAGGAUGUUCUCCUAUGCCAUUACACAUGAUGUUUGAUGACUGUGGUUCAUUUUGUUUAAGCCCCUGAGAGUUUUAAAUGAUGUGACAAGCAAUGAUGAAAAUAUCCAGCACCUGGGAUUUCUAA